Messenger RNA from Lampris incognitus (smalleye Pacific opah), 3020 nucleotides. RefSeq names its product lipase, hormone-sensitive a (gene lipea). Gene Ontology annotation, biological process: cholesterol metabolic process; triglyceride catabolic process. The record is from RefSeq and is a predicted model, not a curated record. Gene Ontology annotation, molecular function: sterol ester esterase activity; triacylglycerol lipase activity. Bases 3 to 2162 code for a protein of 719 amino acids. Lineage: Eukaryota; Metazoa; Chordata; Actinopteri; Lampriformes; Lampridae. Gene Ontology annotation, cellular component: cytosol. The transcript has 11 exons.
GGAUGCGAAUCGAGUCGGCUCUCGGUGCCAUGGAUUUCAAGGCUGUGUUUACAGCCUUGGAGAGAGUGUGCGAAGAAACCGUUGCUGCGCUGUGUGAGCCUUCUGACAUACCACAUGGAGACAUUGCCAAGCGCUUGGUGACCUCUAUGAGGAAUGUUCAGGAACAUGGCCAAGCUCUGUUACCUGUGGUUGCCGGCCUCACUGAGAUUUACCACCAUUACGAUUUUGACGCACAAACGCCUGGGAAUGGCUACCGCACUCUGGUCAAGGUCUUGCAGUCUUGCCUUUUGCACAUUAUCAACAAGGGCCGCUACAUUGCCUCCAACUGCCACGGAGCCUUCUUCAGAGCGGAUCACAAUGCCACCGAGAUGGAAGCCUACUGCAAUGCCCUGUGCCAGCUGCGCGCCCUCCUCUACCUUGCUCAGCGGUUAAUCCAUGACAACGGCUAUGGGCAGCUGUACUCUCUGCAGGAUGCAGACUUGAGCCAGAGGUUUGUGCAGGAGUACACCUCCAUGCACAAAGCCUGUUUCUAUGGACGCUGCCUGGGUUUUCAGUUCUUGCCAACCCUCCGUCCAUUUCUCCAGACUGUUGUUAUCAGCAUGGUUUCUUAUGGAGAGACCUAUGGCAAACAGCAAUCUGGGAUCGGCACGGCAGCCCUCUCACUCCUUACAUCUGGGAAGUAUGUCCUCGAUCCGGAGUUAAGAGGGGCAGAAUUUGAGCGCAUUACCCAGAAUCUGGACCUACAGUUCUGGAAGUCUUUCUGGAACCUCACAGAGUCUGGAUUUAUUACAGGUUUUAACAGAAUGACCUCCAACCCUGUUCAAGUCAACUUCACCCUGACUAUACCCCCUGUGCCUUUGCGUCUCCCCUUGGCCUCAGAUCCCAAUUUCUCAGCUACCGUGUCACCUCCAGUCGCCCACUCGGGCCCGGGGCCGGUCCACAUGCGCUUGAUCUCCUAUGAGCUGAGAAAAGGACAGGACAGUCAGGAGUUGCUGGCCUUCUCUCGCACUGAGCCUCCCCCCGUUUCCGUUUCCUUGGUCCCCAGGCAUCAGAGACGGUCCCUCUCCCCCUGGCUGCUCAUCCAUUUUCACGGAGGGGGGUUUGUGGCCCAGACCUCCAAGUCCCAUGAGAAUUACCUGAGAGCCUGGUCCAAGGACCUGAAUGUCCCCAUCCUAUCUGUGGACUACUCUCUAUCACCUGAGGCCCCGUAUCCUAGAGCCCUUGAGGAAUGCUUCUACGCCUACUGCUGGGCCCUGAAAAACUCUCAUCUCCUGGGCUCCACAGCAGAGCGAGUUUGCCUGGCUGGGGAUAGCGCUGGUGGGAAUCUCUGCAUCACAGUGUCCAUGAAGGCUUUAGCCAAUGGGAUACGGGUCCCGGAUGGCAUCAUGGCUGCUUACCCCGCAACCUUACUCACCACUGAUGCCUCGCCAUCCCGCCUGUUGACGCUUAUUGACCCGCUGCUGCCUUUGGGUGUUCUUACGAAGUGCCUAAAUGCUUAUGCAGGCGCAGACUCUCGAACCGAGCAGCGUGCCGUGAGGACCGGCAGUCUGAGCGCCCUGGGCAGAGAUACAGCCCUGCUCCUCAGUAACCUCACACUGGGGGCCUCCAACUGGAUCCAGUCGUUUCUGGAUCCCCAUCGGACGACCGGCUCAGCGGAGUCACUGUCAUCCCAGCAAAACAAAUCACAGAGCGGUGAGACAUGCAGGAUAUUGACCCGGUCUUCGCCGCCAAACUCUACAGGCCACAGGGAUUACCCAGAAAACUUUGAGCCGCUGCGGUCUGAGUGCGUGGCUUUUGUUCACCCGACGACUUGCCCCAUUAUCAAGAAUCCGUUUGUGUCACCCCUGCUGGCACCCACUAAUCUACUGAGAGGCCUGCCGCCUGUACACAUAGUGGCUUCUGGUCUUGAUGCCUUGCUGGAUGACUCUGUGAUGUUUGCCAAGAAGCUGCGAGAUAUGGGCCAGCCGGUGAGCUUGACAGUGGUAGAGGACCUCCCACACGGCUUCCUCAGCCUAUCGCAGCUCUCCAAGGAGAUAGAGGUCGCCUCAGACAUCUGUGUAAAACAAAUGAGAGAAAUCUUCCAGCAACCAAGUCCUCAGCCUUCUCCUUCCAUGCAACCAAACUUUGAUAGGAUAAACAGCAAGACCGGGCCAUGUGGCUGAUCCCUUCGUCAUCUUGAAAAUUCUAAGUAUUGGGACCUUUUGGAAAUAAAGGAAGGGAAAGUGGUUUGGAUUUUGAAAACAAAUCUUGAUGGUUGUCUGCAAUAAUGUAGUUGAAGAUUCAAUAAAUAUAGGCCAACAAAAGGUUAGAAAUCAGGGAACAAUUUUGAGAAUAAAUAAACCGGAGCAUAGAAGGCAGCUUAAAUAAGGUUAUUGCACUUGAACACAUUAGAGGGGGAAAACAUUGUUUACACAUAAGGAUUCAAAGAAUUGACUUUGUGAAAUUUAACAAUUACUAAAAGGUAUAAUUUUGCACACACUGGCGUAAACUACUGAUCGAAAACUAAAGUAUAUUAUAGGGAAGUAUAUUUUUCGUAGUUGCUAUGAUCCACGUCAGAUUGACAUAGAUAAUUCAGUUAAUGGCCAUCAGAAAUACUCUGGGUCAAGGGGACACAAAAUAAAAUAAUGGAACCAGCCCUUGCAAUAAUCUCUGAAGUGAUAUUUGGCUUGUUUACUGGUUUUGUGCCUUACAUUUAAGACUACACUGUAUAAUAUUGUCCAUUUUUUUUGUAAAUGAAAGCUUUGUUUCACCUUUCCGCGUUGUGAAGGAUCAGAGUUUGCAUGUUGCAGGGAACACAUUCUGGAUAUACUGUGUUAGAUGCCUGGGAGCGUUAUAUAAUCUGGUGUUGCCAGUUUUUCUUGUUUUUUUCCACUAUACAGGCAAUGAUAAGGUGGCCUUCACCAACUGUUUGACCAGCAGCAGUAUGUUGGUGUGAAUGUGAGUCGUAACGCUGUAAAUGGAAAUCCUAAAUAUUUAACCUGUAUUGAAACGUUUAAAACCUAAAUAUUAAAAUCGAGAUG